This is a messenger RNA of Daucus carota subsp. sativus, 10262 nucleotides long. RefSeq lists its product as uncharacterized. The record is from RefSeq and is a predicted model, not a curated record. Gene Ontology annotation, biological process: DNA integration. The transcript has a single exon. Gene Ontology annotation, molecular function: nucleic acid binding. NCBI's taxonomy places the organism in Eukaryota, Viridiplantae, Streptophyta, Magnoliopsida, Apiales, Apiaceae. Bases 2446 to 7872 code for a protein of 1808 amino acids.
UCCUCUAACUACAAUGUUCAAAGUUGUUUGUAGAUUGGAAGGAGCCACUUAUUAGUUGUAGCUCUCUUUACAUUUAGAUUUAAUUUUUGGUAGAAACUUAAGUCCUAGCACAAAAUUAAUUUGUGUUAGAGUCUUAACUUUCCAGAUUUCAAGUUAUCAGUUCGGCAGUUUAUUCUUAAUUCGGCAGCUUCAUUUUUAUUAGUAAACUAUCAACACUCGUUUUCUUUAAACCCACUUACAUCAAAGUUUCGUAGAUUUUGUUUUAUUUUAUAAAAAACCUCACCUGCAGCACAUGUGUUGUUUUUCUUUAAAACCCCAUUCCCCACUCCCCUGUUUUCCAUUCGUUUAGUUCAAACCCAUUCCGUUUUUCCCCUAUUUGAUUUUCGUUCAAAAUACCACUGUUUAUCUUUACUUGGCUUUCCGUUUACUGCGUUUUGUGACUUUCUCUUUUCCGUUUCAUUAUCGCGUUGUUCUGAGUUUAGCCGAGUCCAGUACCAUGUUCAUGCCCUGUACCGAGUUUGUAAUGAGUUGUGUAGUUUGUUGUUCUUGAAUGUUUGUUCCUUGCCGAGUUCUGGGUUUGUGCUUUGUUUAUGAUUCUGAGUCCGCUAUCGAGUCCUGUAGUUUAAUCCGCUGUUUAAGUCGAUUUUCUUUGCUGCAUUUCCGAGUUCUGUUUCGAGUCGUAUCUGGGUUUGAAAUCGUGCGAGUUCAUGCUCUGUCUUGCUGGGUUCUUCAGUUUUUAGUUCUGUUUUUGAAAGAUGAAUGUUCUGAGUUGCCGAGUUUCUGUUUUCGUUCUUGAGCUUCCGUCGAGAUCCUGUUUUUAGCUCAUUUGUCUUUUAGUUUGUUUUAUUAAUCUUAAGUGUAAAGUCUGGUGGUUUUGUUUUGGAGUGUUGGUUUGUAGGCUGAGUCUUGUUCUUUGGUUUUGAUGUCAAGUUUUAGUCGAGAUUAACCCGAGCUUUGCUGGGAUUUCAUCGAGUAUACUAGUUAGAGUGUGCGUUAAUGAUUUUUGGUUGAAGUCAAUGCUAGCCUAGUUGUUAGUUAAAAUUUACGCUGGAGUUUGUGGUUAUAGCUUCUGUGCUUAUUGUUAAAUUCUGCCAUUUUAAAUAGUUUUGUGUAUGGCCAAGUCGAGUUGUCAUUAGCUGUGAUUCAUGGUGCUGUUUUGUGCUAAUUUGAUUUCAAUUGUCUAGUAUUCCUCGUAAAUUAGAUAAAUCAAUUAAUUAGUUUCUUUUCAAUUGUUUUCAUAAAAUAAUUGGAUUAACGAUUUAGCUGAUAAUUAAUUAGGUUAAUCAAUUUUCCUCUUAGACUUGAUAAUUUUAGAUUUAAUUUAGAUAAAACCCCUUCUCACUCACUAAUUGUUCUAUUCCGCCUAGGUUUUAAGUAAAGAUUUGCGAAAAUUAUUUUAAUCUCUGUGGACGAAUCAUAAAUAUUAAAACGGUGAUCGUGCGCUUGCGAUCUGAAAGUAUCAUUUUCUAGCACAUCAAGUUUUUGGCGCCGCUGCCGGGGAUUAAAAUUAAUUUUUCGCUCCUUUAUUUUUAAUCUUUCGGAUUAGUUUGUUUCUCACUUUUUGUUUUUGUUUCGAGGAGGAAUAUUCGGGAAUCAUGGAGUAAAGUGGACAAAUUUUGCUCGGAUUUGGAAGCUUGCUUUGGUAUCCCGUAUCUCUCCACUUUUAUUUCGUCUUUAUUUAGAAAAUCACAAAAAAAAAAAUCUGAAAAUUGAAAAACACAAACAAAUUAAAAAUUUUAAAAUCCAAAAAUAUUAGUUACAACUACAUACGUGUCGCAUCAUGCAUUUAAUCACUUAGGGCACAUCAUUUAGAUUUUAAUUUUUGUUUUUAAAUUUUCGUACCUUUAAUUGUGGUGAUCGCUGGAGGACCCUAAGGUGCGUUAAUUUCUUUCUUUUCUCUAGAUUAGGACACGUAGUUUAAAUCAUCCAUAUUUGUUUACCGCUUUUAUUAUCUCGUUGUGUGGUGCAUUAUUUUAAAUAAAUCUUAAGGGCAAAACCCAAUCACAAGAUAAGGGGAGGGAUUUCAUCACUCUUUCCUUGGCCCACAACGACUUAAUUCUUCAUUUUGCAUUCCCUAGCCUUUUAAUAAAAUUGAAUUAGACGUUAGCCCCUAGGAUUUCGCGCUCAACUAGGAAGGUACCUAAAAGACGAGGUAAUCUUUUAUUAUUCCGACUCUUCGGUGUCUAGGCAAGCGAAAGCUUACCUGGCCGAUUAAGGUUUGGUGUCUAAGCGCGGAGAUUGGCCUCUUGGCAAUGCCUGCUCCAAACUGGCCAGACCGGUCCGAAUAAUUUUGGAUUUAUCGAGUUUUUGGUGGUCCUUAACGUUAGGAGCAAGGUCUAGUUCAGUUUUUUUAGGGAACCCUAGAAUUAAGUUUUUCUUUCGCUUUUACACCCUUUCUUUUGUUUGUUUUAAUUUUUGCACUUAUUUGCUACAUGUUUAUCGUUUAUGCGAACUACUUGGGUUAGGAGCGAGUCAUCUAGAUUAGUAAGGCCUAUAAUCGAGAUUCCCUCAUCCCCUUCGGAUUCCGAAACCCUAGAAGUUCCAGAACCGAUAGUUAAAAUGGCGUUGUCUCUUAAAGACCGUUGUUACCCUUCUCGUUCCGCUCAACCAUCGUGCAUCACUCUUCCUCCCGUUAAUGGGAAUAAUUUCGAGAUUAAGGCACAUCACAUUAGCAUGUUGCCUAAGUUUUUAGGGAGUGAAGGUGAGGAUCCCUAUCUUUUCAUUCAAGAAUUUGAGGAGGUUUGCGGUUUGCAAAAACUCCAACAAUUGAGCGAAGAUUCCAUUCGGCUUAGACUAAUCAACUUUGCUUUAAAAGAAAAUGCUAAAAAAUGGUUGUAUAGUCUACCCGUCAAUUCUAUCUCCACUUGGGAGGGGUUUGUGGUAAUGUUUCUUAAAAAGUAUUUUCCAAACCACAAAACGACUCGUAUUACAAAUGAAAUAAAUCAAUUCCAUCAAAGGGAAAAUGAGUCUUUUUGGAAAUUCUUUGAUCGUUUCAAAAAUCUUUUAUCACAAUGCCCCCACCAUGGAAUAGAGAAAUGGAGACUUUGUAAGAUUGUGUACGAGGCCUUAGAUAGUCAAACAACCGCUUUGUUAGAAUCUAUGUGCCAAGGCAAAUUCAUGGAGAAAGAUGAGGACCAAGGGUGGGAAUUUUUCGAGGACUUAGCCGAGAAAACAAUGUUAUGGGAGUCUACUAGGGAACCUAAAAAGUCGAUCGAGGCGUCUAGCUCUAGGGGUUUACACUCGAUAGGAAACAAUGUGGCAACCGAUGCCAAAUUAGCAACCCUUACUAAGAGACUCGAGGCUUUAGAGUCUCAUAGUGGCCCCUCAUCUUUGCCUAUGUUCCCGACCUAUAAUGCUUCCCAUCCCGAGAUCCAACAAUCUCAUGAUUUUGAGCAAGUGAACGCGAUGUUUCAACCCAAGCCUAGAAAUGACCCGUUUGCACCAACGUACAACCCCGGGUGGAAGAAUCACCCGAAUUUCUCAUGGAACCAAGGUCAAAACUUUCAAACUCCACAACCCAAUUUCCAAAGGCCUAAUCUUAACUCUUUUCCGAAUUAUCAAAACCCGAGUCAAGCUCCGUUGAAUCCUCCCGGUUUUAAUGAUUCGGAUAAGAGACUCAAUUCCUUAGAAAAGAGCAUAGAGGCCUUAGUGAAAUCGCAAACUAACUUGACUCAAUCCCAGCAAACUUUCAUGCAAACUUUAACCCAAGAUCGGCAACUUUUGCAUUCUAAUGUGCAAGCCGUCUCUAAGUUAGAGUCUCAAUUGAGUCAAUUAGCUAGCACGUUGUGUGAGCGAGAAAAGAACAAAUUCCCGAGCCAACCGGAGCCGAACCCGAAAUUCCCUCUUAAUCAAAGACCCCCGGAUAAUGUGCAUUCGGUCAUUUCUCUUAGGUCGGGUAAACAAGUAGAGACCCACGUUGGUGAGAACCUUGGUAAGAAAGGGGAUUCGACUUCUAAUCCAAGUCCACCCAUUACUCCCAUUAAUCAUGACAAACCCGAGAGUUCAAAAGCCCGUGAGGAGUCGAGUGACCCAAACCCGGAACCCGAGUUGCAAAGUGAAGUAGUCUAUAAACCGAGAGUCCCUUACCCACAAAGACUUAUUUCACCGAAGCAAUCGGCUCAAAUGGAGAAGAUUUUGGAAGUGUUUAAGCAAGUCAAGGUCAACAUACCCCUUUUAGAUGCAAUUCAACAAAUUCCCUCAUAUGCUAAGUGUCUUAAGGAGUUAUGUACCCAUAAGAGAACUAACCAUGUUCCUAAGAAAGCUUUCCUUACCUCUCACAUUAGUUCGAUUCUCUCAAACCAAAUUCCCGUGAAAUACAAGGACCCCGGGUGUCCUACAAUUUCAUGUGUCAUAGGAGAAACUUUUGUGGAUAAGGCGUUACUUGAUUUAGGGGCUAGUGUUAAUCUCCGUCCAUAUUCUGUCUACCAAGCUUUAGGUUUAGGGGAGCUCCGCCAAACAAAUGUCACACUUCAAUUAGCCGAUCGAUCCGUGAAAAUUCCUAAGGGAAUGAUCGAAGAUGUGCUAAUUAAAGUAGGUGACUUUGUGUUUCCCGUAGAUUUUGUCGUCCUAGAGACCGAACCGGUUAGGAACCCGAAGAAUCAAAUUCCCAUCAUCCUAGGACGACCCUUUUUAGCUACAUCCAACGCUUUGAUUAAUUGUAGGAAUGGCUUAAUGAAGCUAACAUUUGGCAACAUGACAAUCGACCUCAACAUCUUUCAUGUGGGGAAACAAUCCGAUGAUUUCUAUGAUCAACCUAUGGAUGUUAACCUAAUUGAUGAAAUAGUUGAUCAAGAUCUCAUGAAUCCUAAAGAUGCCCUUGAAUUUUGCUUAAAACAUUUUGGAGAGGAUUGGGAUGUUUCCGAUUACACACGUGAGGUCAACCAAAUGUUAGAAUCCACCAUUCCUACAACAAAUCAAGAGCGUGAUGUUGAACCCGAGCAUUUGCCUUUACCUAAGAAAACCGUUGAGUCACAACCGCCGGAAGUAGAACUCAAACCUCUUCCCGACACUCUUAAGUAUGCUUUUCUAGGCCCUAACGAGUCUUAUCCCGUUAUCAUUGCCUCUAAUUUGACUACGUCACAAGAGGAAGAACUUUUAGGAAUCCUUAGAAAGCAUAAGGGAGCCAUAGGGUGGAGCAUUUCGGACAUUAAAGGAAUUAGCCCGGCGAUUGUCCAACAUAGGAUUCAUUUGGUAGAAGAUGCCAAGCCCGUGAGAGAACCUCAAAGGAGGUUGAAUCCUCCCAUGAUGGAGGUAGUUAAGAAAGAGAUUCUUAAGUGCUUAGACAAUGGGAUCAUUUAUCCCAUUUCCGAUAGCAAGUGGGUGAGUCCCGUCCAUGUAGUGCCUAAGAAGUCGGGCAUUACUUUGGUAACCAAUGAGAACAAUGAGCAAGUUCCAACACGUGUCCAAUCCGGUUGGAGAAUGUGUAUAGACUUUAGGAAGCUCAAUGCCGUCACUAGAAAAGAUCAUUUUCCUUUGCCCUUUAUCGAUCAAAUGCUAGAGAGGUUAGCGGGUCAUGCGUUUUAUUGCUUCUUAGAUGGUUACUCGGGAUAUUUUCAAAUCCCAAUUGCACCCGAAGACCAAGAAAAGACCACCUUUACUUGCCCUUUUGGAACUUUCGCUUAUAGACGUCUAGCUUUCGGCCUAACCACGGGCCCGUCCACGUUCCAAAGGUGCAUGACUAGCAUCUUCUCGGAAAUGAUAGGUGACUUUCUAGAAGUCUUCAUAGAUGACUUUUCCAUCUUUGGUCCAUCUUUUCACCAAUGCCUUAACAAUCUAGACUUAGUUUUGAAAAGAUGUGAGGAAACGGAUCUAGUGUUAAAUUGGGAGAAAUGUCAUUUCAUGGUUAAAGAGGGAAUCGUUUUAGGACACAAAAUUUCUGAAAAAGGGAUCGAAGUAGACAAGGCUAAGGUCGACCUAAUAGCUAAUCUCCCUCCUCCCAAGUCCGUUAAGGAAAUUCGUUCUUUCCUUGGACAUGCGGGAUUUUAUCGUAGAUUCAUCCAAGAUUUUAGCAAAAAGGCCCGACCUUUGACCAACCUUCUAGCUAAGGAUGUCAAAUUUGAGUUCACAAGUGAGUGUGUUCAUGCCUUCGAAGACCUUAAGAGAGAAUUGACUUCGGCCCCGAUCAUGAAGUCUCCCGAUUGGAGUCAACCUUUUGAGCUUAUGUGUGACGCAUCCGAUUAUGCCAUAGGAGCGGUUUUAGGACAACGAAUAGAUAAGAGGCCUCACGUCAUUUACUACGCUAGUAAGACCUUAAAUGAUGCCCAACUCAAUUACUCUACCACCGAGAAGGAACUUCUAGCCGUAGUCUUUGCCUUAGAAAAAUUUCGCUCUUAUCUUAUCGGGUCCAAAAUCAUUAUUUACACCGACCAUGCCGCUCUUAAGUAUCUUUUCUCCAAGAAAGACUCUAAAGCCCGAUUGAUUAGAUGGGUGUUGUUGCUCCAAGAGUUUGACUUAGAGAUUAGGGAUAAGAAAGGUUGCGAGAAUGUCGUUGCCGAUCACCUCUCUCGAUUAGUGGUUGAAUCCACUAAUGACUUGCCCUUAAGCGAGUCCUUUCCCGACGAACACCUUCUCUCGAUUUCCACUCUCCCUUGGUUCGCCGACAUAGUCAAUUACUUAGCAACCGGUGACAUUCCCUCGACAUGGUCCAAAAAUGAUAAAGCCAAGUUCUUUUCUCAAGUGAAACAUUUCUUUUGGGAUGACCCGUAUCUCUUUAAGCAUUGUCCCGACCAAAUCAUUAGGAGGUGUGUCCCAAAUAGUGAGUUUCAUAGCAUCCUCUUGUUUUGUCACGAUCAAGCAUGUGGAGGUCAUUUUAGUGCGAAGAAGACCGCCGCUAAAAUCCUCCAAUGUGGUUUUUAUUGGCCUAGUUUGUUUAAGGAUGCUGCCGAGUAUUGUUCCGCAUGUAGUAGGUGUCAACAUCUAGGAAGAAUCACUAGGAGGAACAUGAUGCCUAUGAGCCCAAUCCUUGUUAUAGAGCUCUUUGAUGUGUGGGGCAUAGAUUUCAUGGGCCCAUUCCCUAGUUCGUUUGGCCACCUUUACAUCCUUCUAGCGGUAGAUUACGUUUCUAAGUGGGUAGAAGCCAUCCCGACCCGGUCCAAUGACAACAAAGUUGUCCUUCGAUUCCUUAAAGAGAAUAUCUUUUCUCGAUUUGGUACACCUAGGGCUAUCAUUAGUGACCAAGGGACGCAUUUCAAGAAUCGUCAAUUCGAGUCCCUUCUUAAGAAGUACUCCAUCACUCAUAGGCUUGCUACCCCUUAUCAUCCUCAAACUAGUGGCCAGGUAGAGGUUUCGAACCGGCAAAUUAAGCAAAUCUUAGAAAAGACGGUCAACUCGAAUAGGAAGGAUUGGUCCACCAAGUUGAUAGACGCCUUAUGGGCCUAUCGGACCGCCUUUAAGACCGUCUUAGGAAUGUCUCCUUGUAGACUUGUGUAUGGUAAAGCUUGCCAUUUGCCGGUUGAGUUAGAGCAUAGGGCCAUGUGGGCCAUUAGAGAAUUGAACUUCGACUUACCCACCGCCGGUAGUCAUCGGAAGUUGCAAUUGAGUGAGUUGGACGAACUUAGAAAUGAUGCCUACGAAAAUGCUAAAAUUUACAAAGAGAGAACUAAGGCAUUCCAUGAUAAGACCAUUUUGAGAAAAUCCUUUUCUCCCGGCCAGAAAGUUCUUCUCUAUAAUUCUAGGCUUCAUUUGUUUCCCGGUAAGUUGCGUUCUAGAUGGAAUGGACCUUACAUUGUUCAAGUUGUGUUUCCUCACGGUGCUAUUGAAAUUCAGGAUCCUAAAAAUGGUAAUGUUUUUAAAGUUAAUGGUCAACGCCUUAAACCAUUUUUAGAAUUGCCUGUUGAUUCGGAGGAAGAGGUCAUCCACCUCGUCGACCCUUGAUCAUGUAAGUUGCUUCAGUAGUUAAUAAAAAUCCCUUCAUCUCCUAUUCAGGUAUUUUUCCUCUUUACUCUCUCAUUUCAAUUCUCUCUUUUGCAUACAUUGAGGACAAUGCAUGAUUUAGGUAUGGGGAGGGCUUUAGUGUAAUUCUUAAAAAAUGAAAAUCCCUAAAAAAUGAAAAAAUUAGAAAAUCCAAAAAUAGAGAUUCUUUUAGCUAAGUUGUCUUUCCCUCACUCGAACUUUAGGAGUAGUUGGUGUUUAGCAUGUUUUCGAAAAGUAUAUAUAUGUAGUGUCUUUUAGAUAAUUUGAACGUAGUUGAGUAAGGUUGUCUUUUUGAAGCUUGUAUCGACCGAUUUGUACUUUAAAUUCCAAGAUGGCACACACUUUUGCACGAGACCUUUGAUGGAGAGAUUGUCUAGUGAUAUUAUUCGAUACCUGAGAGAGAACCCACAUGUUGAAACAAUGUCGAAUCGAACCUUUGCGAAUAAAAAAAAAAGGAGAGAUAGAAAAAGAAAAGGAAUAACUACUUCAAUACCCAUUGUUCUUUAUAGAUAAAAUCUUUAGAUAAAUGGGCAAAAGUAGAUUGGCUAGUCUCGUUUUGUGGCCUUUGUUAUUCGAGCAAUUAAGUCCGUCGGGGGAUUUCAAAACCUAGUGCCCUAAGACCGUUUGGUUUGGGAGUCACUGACCCAAAGCUCGCUACAUGGGUAACAUUGUUUGCCUAAGAAAACGGACAAAAUAAAGUCAAUGCAAAAAAAAAAAAAAAAAAAAAAGAAAAAAAAAAGAGAAUAAGAGUUUGUGAAGUUUGGCUAGAUAUUUGUUUCGAUAGAGAUUGGGUCAGUUCAAAAUUGGUUGAAAAAGAGAAAGUGUUAUUAGACAAUUAGGAUCCAUCAAAGGCCUUAAAUUACUUACACUCCUUGGAUUUCUAGUAAAUCUUUGUGUCGAUGCAAAUAGAUUAGAGAAAACUGUAUCUUGAUUAUUAGUAGAUGAGUCUUUAAGUCGUAUUUUCCUUAAAAACGCUUUUUGUUAACACCAACGAAAUUAGAGUAGAGUCGAGUAGACACUUGCUAGAAUGUCUCAAAGAUUUUAUGGGUAUAUCUUCUGUAAACCCUUAGGAGACAAAACUCCUCUUGUAGAGAUCGUCUACGAGUUUAACGGGUUGGUGAACCUAAAAUCACCCGUCACGCCUACGAAAAGGAGCCUAGGAAUCGCAUCUAGUUUUCUAAGUUUAUUUUCUUUUCUUUUGAUUUUACUCGAGGACGAGCAAAAGAUAGGUAUGGGGAAGUUUGAUUAGUCCAUAUUUUUGCAUAUUUAAGUGCCUAUUUUUUGUUCAUUUUCGUAGUAUUAAUCGCUUAUUUAUUUUAUUUCAGGAAAUUGUAGAUAAAUAAAGAAAGAAGAGAAAAUGCAAGAAAAACACUACGCCAUAUAUGGCCUUCAACAACAUCAAAAAAAAUGAUGCAAUAACCCCCAAAUAUGUUGCCAUAGCCCGAAAAUUGGCUAUUGCAACAUAAAAUUUAAGUUGCUUUUUUCGAUGUUGCCCUAGGCUUCUAUUGCAACAUAAUGGUUACCUACUGCAACACGGGCUUUUCUGUCACAAUAGACCGCUAUUGCAACAUCUGACUACCUUAUAGCAACAAAUAUUUUAUGUUACGUUAGACCUCCUUAUUUUAAAAAAAAACGGGACCCAUUUGUGGGUCCCACAUGUGGGCCCCACUUCUGGGUCCCCAGUGCCACGUGUCAGUCUAGUGGCUGACACGUGUCUCUAUGGGACGCUGACACGUGUCUCUACCAGAUGGUGACACGUGUCUCUACAGUCUGGUGACACGUGUCACUACCUGAUGAAGACACGUGUCUCUACCAUAUGGAGACACGUGUCAGUCCCACAUAUGGACACCUGUUAUUCUACUGCAACAUAUUAGUUAUGCAAUUGCAACAUUUUCUUAUACAACUGCAACAUAGAUAUGAGCUAGUGCAACAUUAAAGAGAGCUUUUUAACAUUUUAUUACAUCAAGCUGCAACAUUUUAUGAAUCAAUGGCAACAUUUUUUCAUGAAACAAAUUGAAAAUAUACUGUUUAAAAUAUUAAAAUUCCCAAUAAAUCCAACCAAUUCAACAUCUACAAACCAAAAUAGCUACACAAGUUCAACCAAAUCCAAGCAGCUACCAACUCCAACCAAAUCCACAAUUCACCAACUCCAACCAAAAGCACAAUUCACAAUUCACCAAACUAAAACAAAAGAAAUUACCAAAUCCUUAAUUUACCAACUAGUUGAUGACCAAAAUAUACCCAAAAGCAGGAAAUAGGUUAAUACUAUUACUACUGGAGAUGGAGACAACAUGGAGAACCUAGCAGCUAGCACCGCCAGUUAUAGGCUAGCACAGAGCAAGACAAGCUUA